Messenger RNA from Abrus precatorius (Indian licorice), 617 nucleotides. Its product is annotated as stress-associated endoplasmic reticulum protein 2-like. The transcript is spliced from 3 exons. Gene Ontology annotation, biological process: endoplasmic reticulum unfolded protein response. The record is from RefSeq and is a predicted model, not a curated record. NCBI's taxonomy places the organism in Eukaryota, Viridiplantae, Streptophyta, Magnoliopsida, Fabales, Fabaceae. The coding region runs from base 177 to 383 and encodes 68 amino acids. Gene Ontology annotation, cellular component: endoplasmic reticulum.
AAAUAAAUAAAUCAAACGGGGAAUAUCAGGAAAUCCUCAUUCAUUUGGAUCGCACUUUCACAAACUCAAGAAAUAAGGUCGGAGAGGCACUGCCGGAAGAACACCGUCUUUCACUAUCCGGCGAUCCAUUGUUUCGUCCACCCUUUUCCGGCGAUCCUUAAUCUCCGCAACCAAACAUGACGACAUCAAGGCGCCUUGCGGACAGGAAGGUGGAGAAGUUCGAGAAGAACAUAACGAAAAGAGGAUUUGUGCCAGAAACUUCUACUAAAAAGGCCAAGGACUAUCCCGUUGGCCCAGUGCUGCUCGGCUUCUUCGUCUUUGUUGUCAUCGGAUCAUCUCUCUUCCAGAUAAUCAGGACAGCAACGAGUGGAGGCAUGGCUUGAUGGAGCUGCUUUUUGGAUCGUGUCAUAUUCUCCCUCUUAGCCUCGUAGAAAAUGGCAAUACUUCUCUACAUGCGUUGUACUAGACCCCGUUCCUGUUCAUGUUUUGAUGAACUUUAAGAAUUUUAAAUUAUAAAUACGACUAUUGUGCGUCUUAUAUUCAAUUCUAUUCGACCAAAGGGAAUGGGGGAGAUCUAAUUACUGUGGCAAGGACUGAAGACGUCUUGAACCUCACCC